This is a messenger RNA of Choloepus didactylus (southern two-toed sloth), 1474 nucleotides long. It is a transcript of the gene HEXIM2, whose product is annotated as HEXIM P-TEFb complex subunit 2. The record is from RefSeq and is a predicted model, not a curated record. Gene Ontology annotation, cellular component: nucleus; nucleoplasm; cytoplasm. Gene Ontology annotation, molecular function: cyclin-dependent protein serine/threonine kinase inhibitor activity; 7SK snRNA binding. NCBI's taxonomy places the organism in Eukaryota, Metazoa, Chordata, Mammalia, Pilosa, Megalonychidae. Gene Ontology annotation, biological process: negative regulation of transcription by RNA polymerase II; negative regulation of cyclin-dependent protein serine/threonine kinase activity.
AUGAGGCUGCGGGACUGCCGGGACGGUUUGAUGACCGGGCCCAGCCGGGAAGACGCCAACCUUCAUCCCCUUCCCAACCCCCGGCACCACUUCCCGCCAUCUCCCGGCGCCACCACUUCAGGCAGCCCACUCGGCCUGGCUUCCCCGCGCCCGGACCACCCCCCAUGGGGUGCUCUCACUGCGCAGCGAGUCCCUCCGCUGCCUCCUCCCAGCCCAAAAUGGCGGCGGCGGCAACCGAUCUUCUGGUCGCUUUCCUCUAGGGCCGAGGAUCCCUCCGCGCCCUGGCCCCUCCUCCCUCAGCCGGACCUAUUUUCUGCCCUUGCCCGAGAGCGGCUUUCCCAGAGCUGCUGCAACUGCAGCAAGAGGCAUCUGCUCAAAGAUUUGGAACAGAAGAAAGUGGCCACUCCAAACCAGCCAACUAAUACAGAGUCACCAGCAGUCCUGGAGGAGGCCAAGGGCUCUGGGGCUCCUGGGAGCCCCGCGACGCUCCCUAAGCCUCCCGACCCUGGCAGUUCCCUGCCCCUGACACCCCGGCUGGAGAGCCACUCGGAGGAUGAGGAGCCUGCCAGGGCUGGUGGAGGCCUGGGCAGGAAUGGAAGGGGUUCCCGGACCCAGAGCCCAGGGGGCUGCUCAGCAGAGGCCGUGCUGGGCCGGAAGAAGCACCGCCGGCGGCCAUCAAAGCGCAAGCGGCACUGGCGGCCCUACCUGGAGCUGAGCUGGGCAGAGAAGCAACAGCGGGAUGAGAGGCAGAGCCAGAGGGCCUCUCGGGUGCGCGAGGAGAUGUUUGCCAAAGGCCAGCCUGUGGCACCCUACAACACCACCCAGUUCCUGAUGAAUGACCGAGACCCAGAGGAGCCUGACCUGGAUGUGCCCCACGGGGUCUCCCACCCAGGCUCCAGCGGGGAGAGCGAGGCAGGGGACAGUGACGGGCGGGGCCGAGCUCACGGGGAGUUCCUGCAGAGGGAUUUCUCCGAGGCCUACGAGCGCUACCAUACCGAGAGCCUACAGGGCCGCAGCAAGCAGGAGCUGGUGCAAGACUACCUGGAUUUGGAGAAGCGGCUGUCGCUGGCUGAAGAGGAGGCAAGGAGGCUGCAGCAGCUGCAGGGCUGCACCAACCGGCAGUCGUGUCACCAGGUGGAGGAGCUGGCUGCCGAGAUAGAGAGGCUCCGGACGGAGAACCAGCGGCUUCGGCAGGAGAACGAGAUGUGGAACCGGGAGGGUGGCAGCCGCAGUGGGGAGCUGGGCACCUAGGGGUGCUCCCCAGUCAGGCUGACCCCAGGAGAAGGUUCCAUUUCACAUACACUCAGGCCAGCUGGAUCUCCAGGAGGCAGGUGGCAGGUGAAAAUCGUUCUCAGCACCCCUCAGCUCCCUGAGAACAGCUGAAAUAGGUUCAGACUUCCAUCUUGUCAUUUUCACAAUUUGUUCUUUGAUGUCAUCUUAUUUUUCAUAAAGAAAUUAAAAGGUCCUGGUGAGA